Messenger RNA from Drosophila erecta, 1062 nucleotides. RefSeq lists its product as uncharacterized. The record is from RefSeq and is a predicted model, not a curated record. NCBI's taxonomy places the organism in Eukaryota, Metazoa, Arthropoda, Insecta, Diptera, Drosophilidae. Bases 452 to 595 code for a protein of 47 amino acids. The transcript is spliced from 2 exons.
CCGAGUCGCGUCAGCAACGUCGAACUGAAAACAACGCGACUUUUGGCCGCGACUUUUUGAAUAAAAGAAGCGAAGGCGAGGCGCAAAUCGACGAAAUAUCACGCAUACGCCGCGUUCAACCGAAAGGCAAAGCGAAUGGCCAGCGAAGUGUUAUGAAAAGAAACCAAGGGAAAAGCGUUUACGCCUUGGCUCGUUAGUGGAGUUCUUGCCUUUUUGGCCAGUUUACGAGCGGCUCAGCAUAAAUUGCUGGUUCCACAUAAUCCGACUCCACCACCACCAACUCCCGUUGCCCAUUUCCCAUUUCCCAUUCGCACGAGCGUAAUGAGACUAUGAGAAGCGGGGCAGCCGGAAAAGCAACAGCGGGAAACUCAGCCGAGGAGCCAUGACAUCUGGAGUCAGCCGGAGUCUGGAGCUGUGGCCUCUGCCCGAGUGAAGAGCCCCAUCCCCAGCGAUGCUGCGCGAUAUCUUCCUGUAUUUAGUUCUAAUCGUUUUAUUUUGCUUCAUUUUCAUGGCGCAGUUAAUCGUCAACGUUUACGCCUUCCAACGCCAGCCGUCGCCCCACAAAGCGGAGCGCAAUGAAAUUAUAUUUGUCUAGAGGGGAGCUCUAGAGGCAGGCUCCGCCCACAGAGCCCCCAAAGGGCACAGGGAGUGAGAACGAGAAAUCGCGCUGAUGAAGUAACCAACGGAAAUAUAAAGCUAUCAAAUAUGUCUGAGCAAAAUAUGGCUCAUUAGGCGUACUUGUCUAGAGACUGUAUCGGCCAUCAACCCAGUAUUCGGGUUUACAACGACAUAGGCAGAGCUUCAUUACAAGUAGGAGUUAACUGGAUUAAUCACAACACCUGUUAGGUCCAAGAUAUCGUCUUUUCUUCCGGUGCAGCCUCGGUGGGAGGAGGGAGGGGGGAGGCAGGAAAAUGAAGACGCUACAAAAGCAAAGGCCACAAGUCAACUCGCGGCGGUUUCCAUUUAAUGCGAAAAGGAACUCAACUAGGUUCAACUCUCGGUUGAGUGAGAAAAGUGGGAAAAAGCGCAGGGAGUAGGCGGGAAAGCCAGGGGAAAUCCAGU